Cylindrotheca closterium is the source of this 1800-nucleotide messenger RNA. NCBI's taxonomy places the organism in Eukaryota, Bacillariophyta, Bacillariophyceae, Bacillariales, Bacillariaceae. The record is from the annotation of a GenBank genome assembly.
AUGAGGGUUGCCAUCGCUUGCCUUGUUCCUGGUGCUCUUGCCUUUCAAACGUCUACAGGACAGCAUUCUUUGUCUCGGACGACGUUACAAAGAACACCACCACCACACCCUCAUCGUCGAUUGCAUGCCUUUGCCAAUCCAUUUGAAGCACCUUCUUUCCCUCUGCCGAAUUUGCUCAAAUUGUCGUCAUCAGCGAAUACGUUGGCUGAGAAAUUCAUUGCAGCUCUCAAUGAGAAACGAAUUGAUGAUGCCAUGAUGCUUGUCGGGGAAGAUGUAAAAUUCAUCGAUACCGACUUUCCGUCACCCUUUGAAGGCAAGGAAGAACUGGAAAAGGUCCUACGUCUUGCCUCGAGUCCCACGAGUGUUGCUAGCAAAUUCAUUAUUGACGAUGUUGCCGUGGACAAGAACAAAAAUAAGGUUGGUGUCCAAUUUCAUAUGGAAACUGACGGACAAAGGGGAAAAAUUGGAAAUGCUUUCUUCAAGCUGGGUGAAUCUUCUGGUCUAAUAGAAGAGGUAUUCGUGUUUAGGGAGCAUGCCAAAUCUGGUGAAACCAAUUUGAAGAUUCUACGAGGUGCAUCUCAAAUCAUUGCCUUGACGCAAGACAAAACAGCAGAAAUCAAAACUACUGCAGCCUCAUCAUCUGCUGUAUCCGGUUCUUUGUCACCACCAGAACAAUACUUUCAAGCAUGGAACGAACGAGACAUUGACAGAGCGUGCUCUGUCUUUGUAGACCAUGUCAAAUAUGAUGAUACCCAAUUUCCUGCUCCUUUUAUGGGCAGAGAAAAGCUCAAUGCUCACUUGACGACGUGUUCUGAAUGUAUGCUACCUUCAAUGUCAUUCGAGGUCGACGACACCAUUGAUGGCGGAGACAAGUUCAUGACACGAUGGCACGUGGAUAACAAUGGAGAUGCAAUGCCCUUUAGUCGGGGUUGUUCGUUCUACAACAUCAAGGGAGGCAAAAUCAUUACGGGCGUGGAUGUCGUCGAACCAGCCGUGUUCAAGUUGGGAGGUGUUUCAUUGCUCGCCAAUAAAGUUCUAUCGGAACCCAUUCGACUAGUCCCAGCAGCUGCAUGGCUUGUCUAUAUGUACGUGGUCUUCUUUUCGGAUUGGUUUUUCGGUUUGCCGGCCACUUCAUUGGAGCAACGAACUUGGGAAGAAGUCCGAGAUCUUUCUUUAAACUUUUUCUUUGUCAGUCCCAUUCUGCAUCUUCCAUUUGCUCCAGUGGUCCAUCCGAUGCUCGAGGGUGUCUUCAAUCUCUUGCUUUCCUGGGCAGCCAUGUUUGCUGGCUUCUUGAGUGACGAACGCAAAGAAAAACCAAAUCCUCUUCCAAUGUUGCCCAUUGUGAUUGGCAUGCAAUUCUUGACGUCUGCUUUCUUGCUACCCUUCUUGGCAACACGAAGUAACGAAGAGGAGUCACCAUUGGUGUACCAAGAAGACCUUUCCAUUGUAGCCAAAGCCACCGAAAGCCCGAUUCUGGGCAUUGCAAUGGGAGGCGUUGGAACUGGUGCCAUCUUUUGGGCCUUGUUUGCCAGAAUCCAAGACUUUGGAUGGGACACUCGCCUUCAAAGCUUCCUUGAUCUACUCAGCAUUGAUCGUGUCGGAUCAAGUUUCUUGGUGGACUUGGCAAUCUUUGCCGCUUUCCAAGGCUGGCUGGUAGAUGACGAUUUAAAGCGAAGAAAUAUGGAUCCCGAUGCUCUGCUUGGGAAGAUUUGCAAAUUUGUUCCGUUCUUUGGCAUGGCAGCCUAUUUGACAUUGCGAGAUCCCUUACCACAAAAUGGGAUGAGAGAAUUGGAAGAAUAA